UAGAUUAUGCUAAUAUUAAAAAAAUAAUAAUAGAAUUUGCAGCUAAGGUUUAACCUUAUCCUGAAGCACUUUCAAAAAUAAAUAUAUUCAUAACUACCCACACUUAAAUAUUUUAUGGCGGGUAGGCAACAUUUUAAGUUUCCAUAAAGAAAUCGUUCAAUGAUCUUCUGUUUUACUCAAUGUGAAAUAUGCAUUAAAUUUAAGUUCUAUUUUGGUUUAAUGUUUUAGGAUAAUAUUAAUAUAUCCCGAGUUAAUUUAAAAUAACAUAAUGAAUAACAAAAAUGAAAAUAGAGUAGAAGAACCAUACAUGGAAAAGGAACUCCUGCUGCCAUAUACACAUUUGAUGAAAAUUCGCAGUAAACAGCUCCGAAAAAAAAUUCCAAUGUCAUUUAACCAUUGGCUUAAAUUGCCAGCUGAGAAGGCACAAUUUAUUGUGGACACUGUAGACAUGCUACAUAAUGGUACUUUGUUGAUCGAUGAUAUUCAGGACAAUACAUUGUUACGUCGAAGCAUCCCAGCGGCCCACCUUGUGUAUGGCAUUCCUCUGACCCUCAACACGUCUCUCCAUGUGAUAUUCCUGAUGCUGGACAAGCUAUUAACGUUAAACCACCCGAAUCUCAUGAAGCUGUACUGUGAAGAUUUUCUGGAAAUCAUUCGUGGUCAAGGUAUUGAGGUAUAUUGGAGAGAUAAUUUUCAAAUUCCAACAGAAGCACAAUAUGAAAAUAUGCUAAAACAAAAAACCGGCCAUAUGUUUAGGCUAGCAGUUCGAGUGAUGCAACUUUUCAGCGAUUUCAAACAUGAUUUAAGUGAACUUCCUUUGCUUGUGGGACUGUUUUUUCAACUGAGAGAUGAUUACUGUAAUCUACUACAGGAAGAGGCAGUGGAGGAAUGGCCAGCCGAUAAUGGUGAGAAUUGUAAACAGGAAUCGAAUAUUUCUUUUUUCAAGGCUCCAUCUACAGACCCGGAUAAUUUUUGCGAGGAUCUCACGGAGGGGAAGUUUACACUGCCCAUAAUCCACGCUGCCAAUACCGGCAAUGGGCAAACUGUACUCAACAUUCUUCGGCAACGCACUCGUGACGUUUCCAUAAAGAAGUUCUGCGUCUCCGAGUUGGAGAGGCUCGGCAGUCUUAAGUACACACGAGACCGGCUGGAGCAAGUUGAGAAAUUGCUUCGAGCUGAGAUAACACGUUUGGGCGGGAACCCCAUGCUAACAUCUGCGCUUGAUGACUUGGCUUGGAAGUGACGUGUAUAUCAAUUCUUACUAAAAUAAUUUAAUUAUGUAGGUGUAUGUA
Molecule: messenger RNA, 1292 nt
Organism: Zerene cesonia (dogface butterfly)
Lineage: Eukaryota; Metazoa; Arthropoda; Insecta; Lepidoptera; Pieridae
Product: geranylgeranyl pyrophosphate synthase-like
Exons: 9
Coding region: 269-1243 (324 amino acids)
Biological process (GO): isoprenoid biosynthetic process
Molecular function (GO): prenyltransferase activity
Source: RefSeq, a predicted model, not a curated record